AUGGCAGAUCAUUCCAGCACUAGCGUCCCUUUCAUAACUAAGAGAUUUGAAUUUGAAUCAAAUUUGAACAAUUUGCUAGUUAACGCUGAUUAUGUUAAACCUUCCACUAUACAAUGUCACAAAUGUAAGCUUAAAAAUAGGAUUUGUGUUUGUCAAACCAUUGACAGUGAAAUAGGGAGUACAGAUGGUUAUGUAAUUGAUGAGUUGCUGGAGUGCAAGAAGAAUUUGAAUGAGCUACGUAAUUGCCUUGAUGAAAUUGACAUAAGUCAGUGGUCUAGGCAUACAAAUUUGCACGAUAAUACAUCACUUAUCCAUCAUACUUUGGCUCAAACAGCCAAAGGCGAAGCCUUCGAGUUGCUCACAAAUGCUUGGAUCAAGUUUUAUGAGAUACUUUUCCAAUGCAAUCUCCUGGAUCUCUGUAAUCCACCUGUCUCUAACAUCGUUUCAUCAUUUCACAUUGCUGAAUGCCCCGGAUCAUUCAUUUCCGCUCUAAAUCAUUAUUUACAUACCAUAAAGGGCGGUGCAAAAUUGCGAUGGAAAGCAACUUCUUUAAACCCAUAUUUUGAAGGGAACAAUCAUAAUGUUAUACUUAAGGAGGAUAUUCUAUUCAGGGAUACCUAUUACCACUGGAUAAAAGGAUUGGAUGAUUCGGGGGACAUAACAAUUAAGGAGAAUCUAGAAUACAUUUGGAGCUCAACUAGGCCAAACAAAUACUCGAAGGAGUUGUUUCUAGCUGAUAUAGUCACAGCAGAUGGCUCUUUCAAUUGUCAGCAUGCUCCAAAUCAACAGGAAAUACUUACAGCAAAACUAAUAUAUUCAGAGCUUGUGUGCGCUUUGGGAAUGUUGAGAGUUGGAGGAGUUCUAUUGCUUAAAAUGUUCACCUUGUUCGAGCACACAUCUCUAUCCAUUUUUGUGAUACUUUCCAUAUGUUUUAAGAGGUUGCAAGUGGUAAAACCAGUGCUAUCAAAAGAUUCUAGCGCUGAAAUUUAUGUAUUAGGCAUAUGUUUCAAUGGAAUAGGCUCAGCACUCUUGUCUAAGUUGUGCAAUGUCAUUGGUAAGUUGGGGAACAAUGCUUUGAUACCUUCUAAAUGGAUCCCACAUGAAUUCAGAUCAGAGUACAUUAUGUGUGCUAAAUAUUUCUCAGAAUUCCAAACGCGAUGGCUCCGCCAAACAAUUUCACUAUUUAACCAGCCUAACGACGAAAACAAUCUGUAUAAAUUAAAGAGAGAAUUCGCCAAGAAGUUUAUCGAGAAGAACAAAAUAUUACCAUUGCCCAUAACUAGUAGAUUAGUGCCUAGCCCUACAUUCAUGAAUGGAUUAAUUACUGGUGCCGAAACCAGUUCUAUUGGCCACAUGGAUUGCCGUUGGUAUUCAACCUUGCAGGAUCGCAUUAAUCACUAUGUUAAAUAUACAAAUUUACAGCGUUAUAUGCAAAAUAACAAGAAUUCAACACUUGCGAUAGUUGAGGUUACUUGGUCUGAAACUUGCAAUAAGAGGAAUAGAAGCGAUAUUUCCAAUUACGGGAGUAAUAAAUUUGAAUAUUUCACAGUACUUGAGGGUAAAAAUGCAGUUAUUGAUAAAUUACUUCAAUCUCUAACAUUGCAACUUUACUUGAAGGAGAAUUGGUUUGCGCCAGUUAAAUCAUUGGAUACUAAUGGCUACAAAAUGUCUUACUUUGUUGAUAACGACCUAAUGUAUGAUUGUAUAGAUAUUAACUCUAAAAUUUGCGGUGAGAUUAAUCCUAUUACAUUUGCUGAUUGCGUCGAGAUUUAUUGUGCCUCGGGGGAGAUGUUAAGCGACCCUGCAGCUUUACCAUCAUCAACUGCUGUUGAUUUAUCCUUAAUACUGCAAAAAUUCGGUACUGCUGGGGAAUUCUUGCAUGGAAGAUACCCAAAGUAUGCUGAGAUAACCAAUGAUACGACACAAAAAUUUGCAGCAACGUGCCUACUCAAACGGCAUUCAUGUUCAGGACAUAUAAUAUACACUAGAAAUAACAGUUUCAAUUUGCCAGAAAAAGAAACCAACUUUCAUUUUGAAAGUGCAACGGAUUUGAUGCAGGCAUUGGAUAGUUUUGUAGGUUCGGGUAAAAUUAUUUCUUCAAAAAUUGUGGACUUAUUGGCCCUUUACAAUGAAGGAAAGACCUAUAAGCAUUUGGUGGAAAUGAGUCUUUCAGACGCCACGAAACGCAGUUAUAAUUUUGUAUACAUAGAUCCUGUGGCCGGGCUUCCAUAUUUCAAAGAUCCUUUUGGUGCAGAAGUUAAUAGUAAAAUUAUUUUGACUGGGCAAUUAGUUCUUGGUAUCAACCUAAUUGCGGAUGGUGGGGAUCUGGUGAUUCAUUUGUCAACUACACUCACACGUUAUACUGUAUGCCUGAUAUUAGCAUUAAGGUGCGUCUUUGACAAUGUAAAUUUGUUUAGACCUUCUUCAGUCCCUAAUUGGUCCAAACGCAAUUAUCUCAUUUGUCGAAAGUUCAAUGACAAGGACAAUUGCGUGUUUCGACACUACAUUCAGUGUCUUUGGGAUGCAAAUUCACUGCACAAUCAGUCAAAACUCGCAGUGCUGCAGCCAUUAUUGCCCAUUUACUUUUCUGCACCUGAUUUUGUUAGGCCAUUAUAUGAAUAUAACACAAUGUUGCUGAGGUUGGAAUUAGAGGAUUUAAAACUGCGUUUACAAUCAAAUGGUAAUGGUAGUGGUACAAAUGAGUGUUCAGGGGGGAGUGAAAAUGUGGCUAGUUUCAUUUGCGAGUACCUGAAGGAUUAUUUGUACCCGGGCGACUUGGCUAAAUAUUCCAUAACGCCAACCAAAAAUUUGGACCCUAACAUGGAACAGGAAGUGGAUAUUGAGUCCCCGCUAAUUUCAUCACCUGAACCAUCGCCUACUCUAUUAUCCGAGAUUUGGUGCGAUGGUAAUAGCGCAUAA
This is a messenger RNA of Babesia microti strain RI, 2919 nucleotides long. RefSeq names its product Cap-specific mRNA (nucleoside-2'-O-)-methyltransferase 2. Gene Ontology annotation, molecular function: methyltransferase cap1 activity. The record is from RefSeq and is a predicted model, not a curated record. Gene Ontology annotation, cellular component: cytoplasm; nucleus. Bases 1 to 2919 code for a protein of 972 amino acids. The transcript has 6 exons. Gene Ontology annotation, biological process: 7-methylguanosine mRNA capping. NCBI's taxonomy places the organism in Eukaryota, Apicomplexa, Aconoidasida, Piroplasmida, Babesiidae.